This is a messenger RNA of Vigna angularis (adzuki bean), 3699 nucleotides long. RefSeq names its product DExH-box ATP-dependent RNA helicase DExH17. The record is from RefSeq and is a predicted model, not a curated record. Bases 181 to 3618 code for a protein of 1145 amino acids. The transcript is spliced from 29 exons. Gene Ontology annotation, molecular function: nucleic acid binding; ATP binding. Lineage: Eukaryota; Viridiplantae; Streptophyta; Magnoliopsida; Fabales; Fabaceae.
ACUAUAAAUAAUACCUGUUCAACUUUCGUCUCCCUCCUGCACACUCCAUUCAAAAGUACCCUCCCUUAAAUCCUGAAUCAUUUUCCUCUCGCCUUUCUAUCUAACCCUUCUCUCAACUUCAAACCCCACUCUGAAUAAUUUAGGAACUCUUCUUUCACUUCUUCUCCCAGCAUCCUGACUAUGGAUUCAUAUUCUUUGAAGUCUGCGUUCGAUUUGCCUCCGCCUUUUCGUUCAUGUUUUAGUUUCAGAUAUUUUAAUUCACUUCAGAGUGAAUGCUUUCCUAUCUGUUUUCACUCUGAUGUAAACAUGGUCAUCUCUGCACCAACUGGGAGCGGUAAAACUGUACUCUUUGAGCUUUGUAUUUUGAGGCUACUUUCCAGGUUCAUAUCUGCCGGGGGAAUAUUCAUACAUGAAAAGGGAUCUCUUAAAACAAUCUAUAUAGCCCCAUCCAAGGCUUUAGUACAGGAGAAGCUCCGUGAUUGGAAUAAAAAGUUUGGGCCAUUAGGAAUAAAUUGCCUGGAGCUGACAGGUGACAGUGAAUCUUACACUCCAAGGAAUAUACUAGAAGCUGAUAUUAUUCUCACAACUCCUGAGAAAUUUGAUGCAGUGUCACGUUACGGUAUAGAAAGUGGUGGCUUGAGCUUUUUCAGUGACAUUGCACUUUUACUAAUCGACGAAGUUCAUCUAUUGAAUGAUCCACGUGGAGCUGCCCUUGAAGCAAUUGUUAGUAGAAUAAAAAUCGUUUCUGGCAAUCCAAAAUUGAAAUCAAAUCCUCUGGCUCAGGUCCGCUUCCUAGCUGUGUCUGCCACAAUUCCAAAUAUUGAGGAUCUAGCAAAGUGGCUUGAGGUUCCUGACCAAGGGAUCAAAAGGUUUGGAGAAGAAAUGAGGCCCGUAAAGCUGACAACCAAGGUUUUUGGCUAUGCCCGUGCCAAGAAUGACUUCCUCUUUGAGAAGCGCCUUCAAAAUUAUAUUUUCGAUAUUCUCAUGCAAUACUCGAGAGGGAAAUCUGCUCUUGUAUUUUGUUCAACAAGAAAAGGAGCACAAGAAGCUGCUCAGCGACUAUCUCAAAUAGUAAUGACUUUUGGUCAAUCAAAUCCAUUCAUUAAGAACAGAGAGCAACAAGAUCGGCUGAGGGAGGCUUCUCUGUCAUGCAGUGACAAGCACAUGCAGUCAUACAUUCUUUACGGUGUUGGUUAUCACAACGGUGGGCUUUGCCUCAAAGAUCGCAAUAUUGUAGAAGGCCUUUUUCUCAAGGGAGAUAUUCAAGUACUUUGCACAACAAAUACGCUAGCCCAUGGAAUCAAUCUCCCAGCACAUACCGUGGUUAUUAAAUCAACACAGCACUUCAACAAGGAAAAAUGUCUCUAUAUGGAAUAUGAUCGCUCCACUAUAUUGCAGAUGUGUGGAAGGGCAGGCCGACCCCCAUUUGAUGAUACGGGCAUGGUUAUAAUCAUGACAAGGAGAGAAACGGUUCAUUUGUACGAGAAUCUCUUAAAUGGGUGCGAAGUGGUAGAAUCACAAUUGCUCUCGUGUUUGACGGAGCAUUUACUUGCGGAAAUAGUUCAACUGACAGUAUCUGAUAUUACAAAAGCAAUUGAAUGGCUUAAAUUCUCCUACUUGUAUGUUAGAAUGAAAACGAAUCCUAUGAACUAUGCAAUUAAGAAAGGCAUUUCUGGUGAUAGUUUAGAGAAACAUGUACAAGAUAUAUGCGUGCAUAAAGUUAAAGAGUUAUCCCAAUGUCAAAUGGUCUGGGUUGAUGAAGACGGUUUCCUCUUGCGACCAUUAGAUCCUGGAAGGUUAAUGACAAAGUACUAUUUGAGAUUUGACACUAUGAAACAGAUAAUGCGGACUCCUGAAAGUUGCAGUUUGGAAGAUGCACUUCAUGUUGUGUGCAGUGCAGAAGAAAUUGCAUGGAUACAGCUUAGACGCAAUGAGAAGAAGCUCUUAAAUGAUAUCAAUGCUGAUAAAGAUGGACGGCUUCGCUUUCACAUUCUUGGAGAUAAAGGGAGAAAGAAAAAGCGCAUUCAAACAAGAGAAGAAAAGAUAUUUAUUUUAGCAAAUGACUGCUUAACUGGUGAUCCAUCAGUUCAUGACCUAUCUUUGAUUCAGGACAUGAAUUCUAUAUGCUCAAAUGGAUUUAGAAUAGCAAAAUGCAUGAAAGAGUACUUUGUUUACAAACGGAAUUACAAAGGAGCUGUGAAUUCAGCACUUCUAGCCAAAUCACUCGACCAGAAACUUUGGGAUGACAGUCCAUACCUUCUGAAACAGUUACCUGGAAUUGGGAUGGUCACAGCAAAGGCACUGCAUUCAAUGGGAGUCAAAUCGUUUGAGGCACUUGCUGAAGCUGAUCCUAGGAGAAUAGAGCUAGUGACUGGUCGAAAAUACCCAUUUGGUAACCAUAUUAAAGAUUCUCUACUAUCUCUGCCUCCGAAAGUUGAUGUGAAGCUUGCAGAAAUUGAAAACCAUAUAGAAGGAAAGUCCAAGAUAGUAGUGACGUUGACUAGGAAAGCAGAGUCAGGCCAGUCAGUUAAAGGACAUUAUGCUGAUAUGAUCAUUGGUUCAGAGGACAAUACUAUUCUGUUUCAUGAAAAGAUAAGGGUUGACCAGUUCCCCAGCCCAUACUGUGCAACAAUUCUUGUGCCCAUUCCACAAGAGAAGCAAACUAUCAAAGCUGAUUUUAUAUUUGAGGAAUACAUUGGCAUUGAUGUCCACCAAAAGCUUUCCUUAAUGAGAGAGAGCAAUUCAAUUGUGCUUUUGAAAAGAAACAGGAAGCAGGCUUCUUGUCCUCCAACAGAAGAGAUAUAUGUUAUAGAAGAUGACAACAUAAAUGUACCUCAUUUACCAACGAAAGAACUGUGCACCCUGAGCGUGGACAAGGAUUCCAUUCCAAGUUUCGACCUCUUGGAUGAAAGUUUAGAUGAAGUGGAAGAUGGGCAUUCUCUUGAGGUGGAAGAGGAGAAAUGCAAAAUGAUCACAGAGAAAACAGUUUUUGACCACAUUCGUCAGAAAGCUAAAUGCUUUUCUCUCCUAUCUGCAUUUGAUAACAUUCGCUGUCCAUCACUGGAGGUCUUUCUUUCAAAAGAUAAUGCCCGUUUGAAGAGGCGUAAUCAUCAUCAUGAGAUAGUUGUGCUGGAUGAUGAAGACGGACUUGAAGUUCCUCAACCAAAUGGUGUCAAUUUGCCGGUUGAGCUCAAAAACGCAGAACAGGAUGGUAUCCGACCUUAUCUGACUUUAAACGAUCAUCAUAUAGCUGGAAGUUCAAAUAUAGUUGAUACAGAGUUAUUCUCAAAGAAUAAUCUCAGUUCCUUGAGCGCUGCUUUUGGUGUGGCAAGAGAGACAAAUUCCUUGGACAUUGACAACGAGAAUAUGCUUACUUCAUAUGUGAAAACUGCUGCUGAAGUAUGUGCAUCCAGUAUCCAGGAGAAAAAGCGGUUGUUAGAGGACUCAGGUCCCGGAAGCUUUGCAGUUAGUAAGAAGCAUCGUUGCACUUCCAGAGAAUUUAUAGAAGAGCAGUCUAGCCCAAGUGAAAUACGAAGACAGUGCUGUUCUAUAGAAACCACGGGCCAAAACGAAAUAGAGUCAUAUCUUGGGUUUAAAAGUGUAUUUUCCUUUCUCUAAGUGGAAAGCUGAGUUGCUAAAAAGAGUGUGAUACAUUCCUUAAACUUUACUCAUUGAACGAAUUUCUGAGCAAAAUCCCUG